AUGGCAAUGCUACGCGCCGGAGCAAGUGCGCUGCGUCGCGUCUCGCGCGUCUCGCGCGUCGCUCCGUCCGCCCCCGCCCUCAUUGCCGACGAGGCCGCGCUGCUGCGACCCGCGGCGAUGCAGAAGCGCGGCGCAUGGUCACCGACCGCCCCCGCGUACGCGGGCGGCCUGAACGUGCAUCGCGACUCGGCGGACAACACGGUGGACACGCCAUUCGACUUUUCCGACGAGAACUACGCCCAGAUUCAGACGAUCCUGAAGCGCUACCCGAAGAACUACGCCGCGUCCGCCGUCAUCCCGCUGCUCGAUCUCGCGCAGAGACAGAACGGCGGAUGGCUCCCGCUGUCGGCGAUGAACAAGGUCGCAAAGCUACUGGGGAUGGCGCCGAUCCGCGUGUACGAGGUGGCCAGCUUUUACACCAUGUUCAACCGCGACAAGAUCGGAAAGUACAACGUGCAGGUGUGCACCACGACGCCGUGCAUGCUGCGAGGUGCUUAUGAUAUUCUUGACGCCGUGAAGGAGCACUUGGGCGUUGAGGUGGGGGGAGAUACCGCAGAUGGCCUGUUUCAUGUGAUGGAAGCCGAGUGUCUGGGAGCGUGUGUUAACGCGCCUAUGGUGCAAAUCAAUGAUCACUUCUACGAGGAUCUUACCAAGAAGACUGUCAAGAGCGUGCUCUCGGACCUCAAGGCUGGCAGGCAACCGAAGAUCGGACCGCAGAUAGACCGCAACGGGUGUGAGGGACCGCAAGGCCGUACCAGCCUCAAGACACCGGCGGGCGGGCCGUUUUGUAGAGAUUUGGCGGCGGCAAAGGAGGCGCAAGAAAAGGCACAAUAG
Chondrus crispus (carragheen) is the source of this 834-nucleotide messenger RNA. Its product is annotated as NUOE homolog, NADH dehydrogenase (ubiquinone) subunit. The coding region runs from base 1 to 834 and encodes 277 amino acids. The transcript has a single exon. Gene Ontology annotation, biological process: mitochondrial electron transport, NADH to ubiquinone. NCBI's taxonomy places the organism in Eukaryota, Rhodophyta, Florideophyceae, Gigartinales, Gigartinaceae. Gene Ontology annotation, molecular function: NADH dehydrogenase activity. The record is from RefSeq and is a predicted model, not a curated record.